CCUGGGCAACGCGAAUAAACGGGCCAUCUGGGACUCGAUCCGCUUUUAAUUAACGCGUAUAUCAUGCCGUUCGUAAACGUCGAAACGUCGUGGAUAAAAUUUGGAAACUGUCGGAAGUUCGCGUUCGUAGGUCGAGACGCUAUAGCGAUGGCCUCAGGUAUACAUCUUCGUUUUCACGAACCGACGAAAGGUGGGAAUUGGAAAACGCGGAUCGAACGAUUCGCAGACGACGAAAGAGGAGACGGAGUCUCCUGUUUAGCAGGAUUGACGCUGGCACCGAUCUUCUCCGUGGUCGAGAGAAGAUCUAAUCCCCGAGUCUCGGUAUUCGCUUAUCCGACGAUGCGAAGAAUCAGUCGAUGCGCAGAGAGUGAAAAAGCGAUCGGGUAUCUGUGUUGCGCGUUCGCCGGUACGGAGUAUCUCGUCGGGCAAGCAACUUUUCCGGACUUUCAGCUGACGCUUUGGCGAUGGAGAACCGGCGAACGGCUGACGACGAUCGCGGGAGAUCCUGCUACGUUCGACGUAGCCGUCACGCGAAUCGCGUGUUCGAACGAUUCACCCUAUCUGGUAUCUCGAUUCACGGCAUCGACUCGCGUAUUAUCCGUGCAUCGGAUCUUAACGUGCUCGAGAACUACCCGUCUGUUUCCGAUCGAAACGGAUGAAGCGUCGCUCAUCUCUUGUACUUGGUCUCCCGAUGGAACUCUGUUCUGCUGCGACGAGCUUCGCAAUGUUUGGUCGGUCGAUUUCGACAGACAAGAGGACGACAAUUGUCGCGUUCGGACAAUCGUCAAAGCCGACGAGGAUCGUUUGUCGAGUAAACUCAUGCUGAUUGCUCAAAAGGAGGGAGUGAUAAUCGUGGAAUCCUUAUCGGACAACGACGUUCGAGCCACGUUUUAUAAAAACCAACGAAAGAGUCGUAACGACGAAUGGACGCCGAUUUGGACUCACUCGUUGCCGUCGUACCCGAGGCACGCGGAGAGCGACUCGCGGCGAGGUCGAAUCGUGAUUCUCGGUGAAAACGGCGAUCUCUAUGAAAUGCACGUACUUCGUUCUCCUCGCAUCGAGUUUCUGUCAAGGAAGGAUCGAGCGAACUACGAGGUCCUCGGACGUUUGUCCGAUUUUCACUUAGGAGCUUUGGAUCGAACCGACUGUCUGACGAUUCUCGAGGCAGCCACAGGAGAUCUCGUGUCCCAAACGAAACGGUUAUCUCAUCACGGAAAAGUUAGUCAUUCGAAUUUCCAUCCGGUGUUACCGAUACUAGCGUGCUGCAGCGUCACAGGAAAUUGCGUUCUUGUGGACGCAUCCACGCCUCGUUUUCCGAAGAUCACUGGCUGCGCUCACCUUCAACGAGAACCGUUCAAUCUCGUCAAGUUCUCCGAGGGUGGCCGACUUCUCGGGGUUGCGGCUACCCCGUUGGGGAGACUGUUUCUAUUGCUACUCGGCAUCGAAACGUCGAUGAAAGUCAUGGCUUGGCUGGACGUCGAGAAAAGAGUGAUCGACUUUCUGAUUUACGAGACGGAACAAAGUGCGAGAGCCUUAGUCCUCUGCGGGGAUUCCCGAACCGGGAACGAAAUCGCGGUUUACUCUUGUCGAUUCUCUGAUCCAGUGCGAGAACGCGUGACGGAGUUACCAUCUUCCUUUGAAAGUAUUCAUUACGGAGGAAAGAUGCGACUAAUAGGAAUUCCAUAUUUGACGAAACAGCUGCAUCGAAUAGAGUUGAAGGAGAAUCUAGCUUCCCUCUCAGAGGCUCUACCGUCGUUGCAUCAAAUGAAAGGAAUCGAGGUCCAGAUUUACGAAUCGUUGCUGCUGACCUAUGGUCGCGAUGGGCUAGUCGUUCUCAGGGAUCUCGCUGAUCCACGGCGAGUGCUCGCCUUGUUCGUCGCACAUCAUCGCGACGAAGGAGGCGUCCGUUGCGCGGUGCUCGCCGACGACGCGAUAGUCUCUCUCGGCAGAAACGGAGACCUGAUCGCCAGCAAGCUGCCAUACCGGACGGUCGGGCGAGGAGCCAGUUCGAAGUCGACGAGUUUCGCGCGAUGGAAUAUUCCCGCCCGUUUCGAAGAGGAGGACGCGGAGGAGGGCUGGGAAACGUGGAUAGAAACGACGAUGCGACGACGGUCAAUGGCCGAGGAAAAACAAGCUGUCGCGACGAGGCUUGCAAUUCUCGACGACUGGGACCACUUAAAGCAUCGGGUGAAGAAGUUACUCGAUCUGAACGAGACGCUCCCAUCGGAGAUCCGACUUCCAGUUUCCGCGUUCGAUCUCGAUCGAGAAACGCGAGAACGUAAAAUAGCCGAAUGUAAAUCCCAAGAAGAAGCGUUUUUGAGAAACGCCGAGGAGAGGAUCGCGCGUCUCGAUCGGUCCUCCGAUUACCUGCGUAAACGAUUUUUGGAUCCCCUGCUGGUUCGACCGAAAACGAUCUCCCCUUUCUUCGGUCGGACUGAAGUCACCAACUAUCCCCUCGUAAAACUUGAACCGUCCGAGGAAAGCUUUACGGCUUGGUGUCGAUUCUCCGUCGAGAUGAAGGAAUCGGUGUCCAGACUAGAGAACGAAGAGGAGGAGAGGGAACAGGCGAUGCGAGUCGAGGUCGAGAAUCCUCCGUGCCGUGGCUUCGUCGAUGUUCUCGAAGCGUGCGCUAUCGCGGGACAGCGUGAGCGAGAAUCGAAAGUAGCGUUCAAUGAACGUUUUGAUGAGAUGCAAUCCACGAAGAGGAGGGAGACGAAGGUUGCGCGGGAGCGCGCGAAGGAAACGAGUCGCCUGAUCGAGGAAUUGAAACACACUUUUAACAUCGACGCGAGCUCGAAAUUGUUGGUAACUCCGGGCGAAGUAGCCUGGGACGAAUUCGUUCAGAGCUCCGAUGAAUCGGUCGAUCAAAUGCGAUCUAGAGAAUGCGAAGAAGCUGUCGAAGAGAAAGACGAUUUUUAUCGACAGACGCUCGAACGAAUGAUGGAUGGGGUGUUGGAACUUAGAUUGCAAGACAAUGCAAAGAAAAGCGUUCCAAAGCCGGACUGUCUCGAUUUGAAAGAUCCUUCCAAUUACACGGAGGAAGAUAUUCGCGCGAUCGAGUCGUACGAUAAAAAGAUUCAUGCCCAAGAAGCCGCUCGGGAAGAGUAUAGGACGCUGCUCGAAACUGAGAUAGAACGAAUUAGAGAGGAUUUCUUUCAAAGUCUAAGAAAUUUCGACGACAAGUUGAAGAAUUUAGCCACGGAGAAGGUACGAGUCGAGCAGUCGACUCUCUCGCAGGUGCUGUUCAAAGUACGAGCGAUCCUCCGUCACCGGAGAAUCGUCCAGGCGAACCGCGAAAUUCGUGGCACCGUCGAAUCGAAACUGGUACCCGCGACGGAAAGAGUGCGGAGUUUGACCGAGGAGUGCGAUCGAUUUGAGACGGAACUGAGCGAGUCGAAGCUCAGCUACGAGAACGCGUGCAAACGAGAUAAAACCCUGGAGGCUAAGUUUCGAGCAGAAUGCUCCGAGCUGAAACCGUCAACAGCGGAGUAUCUGGUUCGACAGUAUCGUAAGAGGCCGAAGAUGCUCGCCGCUGCUUACUGCACGUCCGUCGCGUUUCUAGCCGAAUUAGCGGAGUGCGUGGUAGAAGAGAAAACCUCCGAGAUCUUGUCUCCCGAGUGUCUCAGCUACUUGCGAGCGAUGAACGAGCUGGACGCUACGCUGGACUUGUCCUUGCGCUUGGAACCGAGCCAUUGGCACAACCUGUGCCGUCACAGACGGCUCAAGCUGGACGCCGAAAUAAAAGUAAAAACACGCGCGAUUGAACUAGCGGAAGCUGAGCAGAGCCUGGCGUUCCUACGAAACGCGUGCACGAUCGCUCGAGCUACGGUCAAGCGACACAGACAGACGAUCGAGCGGAUGGAAGCGGCCUUGACAGAUUUCACGGACGAGCAGGAAGUCGCGUUGGUUCUAAAAGCGGAGCAGGUCCAAGUGAGGAUCGAGGGCUGUCCGCGUACCGACUGCCAAGACGCUGUUCUUAUCCCGCGCGAGGAGUUGCGCGCUGUGAUUACCGCGAUUGCGGAAGCCGAGAGACAAAGGUCUGUGUCGGAACGUCGACUCGCGAAUGUCGGAGAUAUCGUUUCCCUAGAGGAAUGGCGUCACGCUCGAGCCAAAACGAGACUCUGUCAUCUAAGCGAGCUGUUGAAGGAAUUAGAUGCCGUCAAGGUUACUAGAGUCCUGCGAGAAUCCCUGGAAUCUUUCCAAGAGAAAGAAAAAACUCUCAUGCCGUGGGUUCCCGACGCGAUCGAACGGAAAAAAGGCAAACUGGCAGACGAGAUCAAAUAUUGGCGUAGAAAGAACGCGGAGUUGGAAGAGCGCAUUGCCCGCGCGAGGGUCGAGAGAGACGAUCUGUCCGUCGCGACGCGUGAUCCUUUUCGUAGAAGGAUUAACGUGUUUCGACGAAGGAAAAUGCGAGCCAUAAAGCGAAAGGCGUGUCUCGCGCGACGGCUUCGCCAUAACUUGCUCCAGUUAUCCAUCCUAGAGAAUUACUUAGAAGUUUCCAAACUUAGAACUUAUCCGACUUUAAGAUUUCGCUUUUGAAUAAUCGCUCUUUCUAUUACACAUAUGUAUGUAUGUAUCAUAGAAUAAAUUGCACUGUAUUAAAAAAUUUCUUAUCAAAAAGAAUGAUAUCUGACCCUCCAACAUAUCAAUCUGUGAAAUAAGAAACAUAAUUUCUAACAGUAUCUCAUUAGUAUCUAUUUGCAAGCACGAUCAGGUCUCGUGGGUCGCGGUUUGUGUUUCCCGGUUCUGGACUUUCCUGGAACAUAUUUUAUCUUUU
This is a messenger RNA of Ceratina calcarata, 4777 nucleotides long. RefSeq lists its product as uncharacterized. Gene Ontology annotation, biological process: cilium assembly. The record is from RefSeq and is a predicted model, not a curated record. The transcript has 16 exons. Gene Ontology annotation, molecular function: protein binding. Bases 64 to 4539 code for a protein of 1491 amino acids. Lineage: Eukaryota; Metazoa; Arthropoda; Insecta; Hymenoptera; Apidae. Gene Ontology annotation, cellular component: axoneme.